UUAUUGUAAAUUGGUAAAUUCUAAUUUAAGCAUAAUUAUUUAAGUAAUUUGUGAUUAUCAAAAACAAUUAUUGUGUACUAUAAUUAAAUCAAAUUUAUGUUUAAUAUACUUAUACGAGAUGGAAGAAGCGCUAGACUUACAGAAUGUAUGCAGAGCGUGUUUGGCGAAUGGAGAACCCUUGAAGGACUUGUUUUCCGUGUGUUCUUCCGAAGUAUUCAAGUACUGUACGUCUGUUGAGAUAUCUGAAAGCGAUCCCUUGCCGAAGCUAAUAUGCCAAUCAUGUUUAGACUUAUUAAACCAGUUGUAUUACUUCAAACAAGUGGUUUCCAGGUCCAACUCUAUAUUAAGACAACAGUUAAAGGUGAAGGAUGAAGGGCAAUCUGCAGAAGAUAAUAUAAAUGAUGAGCUAGCCGAGCAGGGCCUUCAAGAAGCCUCCUCAUCAAGUCCUGAGUCUAGUGAACCAUAUGAGGAAGCACCCAAAAAGAGGAAAAAAAGAGUUUACAGAAAAACUAUAGGACAAUCGUGCAAAAGGGACCGCAUGAAAUGUGUUAAAUGUGACAAGAGAUUCCAAAAGUAUGAGACCUUGGAGGCCCACAUGCGGAGCCACUUUGGAAAGAAGCCAGACAUCAAAUGCAGCGAAUGUGACAAGACUUUCCUCACGUUCCGGAGCCUCACCAGCCACUCCCGCACCCACUCCGGAGUCAGGAAGUACCAGUGCUUGACCUGCGGCAAGGACUUCGCUUACCUCAACGUGCUGAAGAAUCACGAGUUGAUACAUGCUGGCAUUAAGAAGCACGCGUGCCAUUUGUGUGAUGCUAAGUUUGUGCAGGCGCAUAAUUUGAAGAUGCACAUAGAAACGCACAAGAACGAGAGGAACUACGGGUGUUACCAGUGCGGCAAGAAGUUCGCGCAGCCCGGCAACCUCAAGAUACAUCUCAUACGGCACACGGGCAUCAAAAACUACGCCUGCACGCAGUGCGACAUGAAAUUCUACAUCAAGGCAGAUUUGGUGAAGCAUAUGCGGUCUCACUCCACCGAGAAGCCGUUCUCGUGUCAGCUGUGCGACAAGACCUUCAAGAGUAGGAGCUUUAUGGCGAUACACAUGAGAACUCAUACAGGCGAGCGCCCGUACGCCUGCGACCUCUGCCCCAAGAAGUUCAUGGCCCGCAAGGACCUCCGCAACCACCGCAUGAUCCACACCGGCGAGAAGCCCCACAAGUGCCAGCUCUGCUCCCAGGCCUUCAUACAGAAAUGUGCGUUGAACAGACACAUGAAGGGGCAUAUGAGGGACGAGAGACCAACUAUACCAGAUCAUGCGCCGCUCGCUGUCACUUAUGAGUGGAGAAACGAUGCGUGAUUGUGGAGUUAAAGCAGCAUCCUCUAACCCCCUUACUCAUAAUGCUUUCCGGGCCUGAUUUAGUUAAAUUAUGUUUUGUCCCUAUCUUACAAAUACCUACACAAGUCAAAGUGACAGAAAAAGACAAACGGUUCAUAGCUAAUUCGGGCCAGUAACGCGUUUAUGAAUAACGCCAUAAGAGGUAUAUCUGUUGCUUUCGCAUUAGUGUAAAAUAAUGAAGAAUUGUGUCAUAAAUUAAUAUUAAGUGAUAGUUGUGUAGUGCAUCCUUUGGACCCAUAGGAUAUAUUUUGUUACGAAACCCUUGUGGAGUUGUUGUUUUAAUUAACUGUUGUCAUAAAUCCUGGUCAUGGCACCAAUUAUAAUGAACAUAUCAUGAAGUUGUCAUAAUAAUGGUAAAGAAACAUACAAGACGAUACCCAAAAGUGUUAAACCUUACAAGUGCCAGAUCCGUGUACGAGGUGUGUAUACGAGGGGUUAAUGACAUCUGUCAGCGUACCCAUCGAGUAUGAAAAAAACUAUAAUUAUAAUUGAAACAAAAGACACUUCAAUUUAACCUCGUAAGACCCACCAUAGCAAGUUUCCCAAUUAUUAAUUUGAACCUUGUUCUAUAAGUAAAUUGGAACGAAUUUCGUUUGUUUUAAAACGCAAUGAAACAAAAGAAAACAUACUACUAUAUUUGUUUCAUGAAAGGUUCAAAUUAGAUUGCAAUAAAAAUAUGUACAGUCGCCAUCAGAUAUAUCGGAGCGACCAAGGUGCUCACAAAUAUCUGAGCACGCCUCUAUUGUCAGGGAGUUAGAGCGCGUGCUCAGAUAUUGUGAACACCUUGACCACUCCGAUAUAUCUGAUGGCGACUGUACAUUUAGACUCACGAGGUUAAAUAAAUAAGUAAUAUGCCAGUAAAUAAUAAUUACAUUUCUGCAUUCCAGUAAUGAACAGUCACAGCAAUUUUGUUUGUAAAUCCUGCAAUCACUUCAUUAUUUUUGUGUUUAGUGCAUAAUCAUGGAAAUCUAAUUUAUUGUUAAGUUUAUAUUUACAAAGUAAAAGACAAUAUUGUGUAAAUAAUUUAUUUAAGAAACCAAUUAUCAUUAUUCUCCAUAAAUCACAACAAAAAUGGUUCUUGUUUAGAAAUUAAGUAACGGCAGCUAAGUUGCAGAUGAAAGAUAGAAUUCAUAUUUAUUCUUGUAAAUGUAGAUUAAGUAUAAAUAAAAUAAACAGAAAUAUCGUUA
Cydia fagiglandana is the source of this 2583-nucleotide messenger RNA. Its product is annotated as oocyte zinc finger protein XlCOF6.1-like. The record is from RefSeq and is a predicted model, not a curated record. NCBI's taxonomy places the organism in Eukaryota, Metazoa, Arthropoda, Insecta, Lepidoptera, Tortricidae. Gene Ontology annotation, cellular component: nucleus. The transcript is spliced from 8 exons. The coding region runs from base 119 to 1357 and encodes 412 amino acids. Gene Ontology annotation, molecular function: zinc ion binding.